UUGGAUUUCAGCAUCACCUCAGCGAACCUCCCACUGCCACCACGACCUUGACAAAGCCAAUUCGCCGUCUCCAGGCAAUUCUUCACUCCCUUCUGGCACCUCAUGCCGCACAUUGUCAAUCGACUGGAUACCGACUGAGCUGCCAUCAUGAUCAGUCCAUCUCCCCACAAACCCCGGCGCAGAGGCGGCAAGAAGACCAACGGUGGAAAUGGCACUGGCAGCAGUACACCCACUGUGGAAAGCCACCUCACCAAGAAGGAGGCUCUGGUCAAGGCCCCAAUCUUCCCUUUGGCUUCGUUUCUCUGGCCAGCUCGAGGCUCUGUAUCGCAAUGGGAGGUCCUUCCCCUGAUCCUCAUGGUGGUUGGCCUGUUUAGAUGGGCAGCUGGGCUUUGGGGGUACUCUGGUUUCCAACGACCACCCAUGUUCGGAGACUACGAGGCGCAAAGACACUGGAUGGAGAUCACAACACAAAUUCCCGUCUCGCAGUGGUACUUCCACGACCUGCAGUGGUGGGGUCUCGACUACCCGCCCCUGACGGCAUACCAUAGUUGGCUUUGCGGCAAGGUUGGAGCCUUCAUCGACCCUACUUGGUUCGAGCUGUACACCUCGAGAGGAUCCGACGACCCGACUCUGAAGAUAUUCAUGCGCGCCACAGUCAUUGUCUCCGAGUACCUCAUAUACAUCCCCGCUGCCGUCAUCUUCGUACGACGCUUCUCUAGACACAGCAAUGUGCCGACAUGGACCGCUUGGAUGGCGCUCGUCGCAAUCUUGAUGCAGCCCGCUACGAUUCUCAUCGACCACGUUCACUUUCAGUACAACACUGUCAUGCUUGGACUCGUCCUGGCGAGCAUGUCGAGUAUGCUGGCUGGCCGCUAUCUCUGGUCUGCAGUCUUCUUCGUCGCCGCCCUUGGCUUCAAGCAGAUGGCCCUCUACUAUGCCUUCUCCGUCUUCGCGUUCCUCCUGGGCAGCUGCGUUUUCCCCUUGAAGCCGGGCCGCUUCGUCGGCAUCGCCCUGGUGACCGUCGCGGCUUUUGCGCUUCUGCUUCUGCCCCUGGUGUUGGGCACUCUCUACGACGCUCAUCGAGGCAUUGAUGCGCGGCCUGACUAUGAGGGGCCGCCGCCUGCCUUGCCCCUCUUCCCGUGGCUGACCGACGUCCUCGAUACCAACGCCAUUUACUAUCCGGUAGUCGAGCAAUUGGUGCAGAUGGUUCAUCGCAUCUUCCCUUUUGCGCGCGGUCUUUUCGAAGACAAGGUCGCCAACUUCUGGUGUGCCGCCAACGUCGUCAUCAAGCUUCGCAACUACCCUCCCGAGCUUCUCCAGAGAGGCGCACUUGUGGCUACAUUGGCCUCGAUCAUUCCGCCCAACCUGAUUCUGUUCUUCCGUCCGCGCAAGUCACUUCUUCCCCUGGCCUUCGCAACUACGGGAUGGGGGUUCUUUCUCUUUAGCUACCAAGUACACGAGAAGAGUGCGCUACUCCCUCUCAUGCCCAUGACAAUGCUUUUAGCCGGUAAGCAUGGACUGUCGCGAGAUAAUCGGGCUUGGGUUGGAUUUGCCAACGUCUUGGGCGUGUGGACGAUGUUCCCCCUCCUUAAGCGGGUAGACCUCAGCGUCCCGUACGCCGUCCUGACAUUGCUGUGGGCAUACCUUCUUGGUCUCCCGCCAACAUCUCUGAGUGCCUACUUCCAGGAGGAUCACGGCAAACUGCGCCAGUGGGCAACAUUCCUUCUCCACGGCGCGUUCUACGUUGCCAUGAUUGCGUGGCAUGUGGUCGAGAGAGUAGUGGUGCCGCCCAUUGACAAGCCCGAUCUCUGGGUGGUUGCAAACGUGGGUGUCGGUGCGGUGGGAUUCAGCAUUUGCUACCUCUGGUGUCUAUUGCAGUUGAUUGUGCAGAGUGACAUUCUGCCGACGAGAGGAGGCGCGAAGGACAAAGCAAAGAGCCAAUAGAUAGAAGGGCCGACUAGCAAUGGUCUUGUACAUGACAGACGGACGAGUCUCUUGAGGAAGAGAGCUCAUGUAAUAACAGCACGGAUUUCAGAAAAGACAAAUGAGCAUCGGAAAAGCAAGGUUUUUGUUUUGGUAAAUUGAGGUGAAUAGUACAUGAAAACACUUUUAAAGGCCGAAAACGAUGCUAUUCUACCACCUGGCGAUGCACC
Molecule: messenger RNA, 2153 nt
Organism: Colletotrichum scovillei
Lineage: Eukaryota; Fungi; Ascomycota; Sordariomycetes; Glomerellales; Glomerellaceae
Product: ALG8 glycosyltransferase family ALG6
Exons: 2
Coding region: 148-1944 (598 amino acids)
Biological process (GO): protein N-linked glycosylation
Cellular component (GO): endoplasmic reticulum membrane
Molecular function (GO): dolichyl pyrophosphate Man9GlcNAc2 alpha-1,3-glucosyltransferase activity
Source: RefSeq, a predicted model, not a curated record